CUAGCCACCAUGGCGUCCACACUCACCGUCUCGCCAAAGGCGGCGCCAUUUCCUUUCGCCGCUAUCGCUAUCUCAGCUUACACGCAAAAGGCCAAAGUAAUCUACGACGAGUCUGCUUCGACGCUCACCCUUGAGCUCGAUGGAUCAAAGUCUACCUCCGAGCAGGAUGCAGUAAAGGCUCUGGCCACUGCAGGAGGUCUCGCUGAGGACAGUGCGAAGACCCCGGCCUACUUCACGCUCGCGAGUUCUCUAGCUACCCAAGCUUCAGUCCCGGAAAUUAUGUCUGCUCUCAAUUCGCUAGAUGACUAUCUUGCCUUCCGCACUUAUCUCGUCGGACACGAUAUCACUGCCGCCGACUGGAUGGUCUGGGGUGCCCUCAAGGGUAACAUCAAAAUUAUCGGCCUUUUGAAGAACAACCUGCACCAGCACCUCAAUCGCUGGUUCACCCACCUCGAGUCUUUGGAAUGCACUCAGGCUGCUCUCGCCGGUCUCGCAGAGGCGAAAGCUACCAAGGCCCGUUCCAAUCAAAAGACCGCUUCCUCCUUCGCCAUGGGCCUUCAAGGCGCGAAGCAAGGACAGGUCGUCACCCGUUUCCCUCCUGAGCCCAGUGGCUACCUUCACAUCGGACACACCAAGGCCGCCAUCUUGAAUCAAUACUUUGCGCAGAUGUAUAACGGCAAGCUGUUGAUCCGGUUUGACGACACGAAUCCUUCUAAAGAGCGGACCGAGUUCGAGGAGACGAUCUUGGAGGAUCUUAGUCUUUUGGAGAUCACAGGCGACAGCAUCUCGCACACUUCCGAUUACUUCGACAAGCUUUACGAGCUCGCGAUCCAGAUCAUCAAGGACGGGAAGGCUUACGCAGAUGAUACUGAACAGACGCAGAUGCGCCAGGAGCGUUGGGACGGCAUUGCUUCCAAAAAUCGCGAUGCCACAGUCGAGCAGAACUUGGCACGAUUCGAGGAGAUGAAGAAAGGCACUGAAGAGGGUCUCCGAUGGUGCAUCCGAGCAAAGAUCAGCGUCGAUGACCCCAAUAAGGCGAUGCGAGAUCCCGUCAUCUACCGCUGUAAUCUCCUUCCCCAUCAUCGAACAGGUGACAAAUGGAAGAUAUAUCCCACGUACGAUUUCGCCUGUCCCGUUGUCGACUCCAUCGAAGGCGUCACCCACGCACUCCGUACAAACGAAUACCGCGACCGUAACCCACAAUACCACUGGAUGAUCUCCGCUCUCGGUAUCCGACCCGUAAACAUCUGGGACUUCAGUCGCCUCAACUUCAUCUACACCCUGCUCUCUAAACGCAAGUUGCAUUGGUUCGUCGACCAAGGCUACGUACGUGGAUGGGACGACCCGAGAUUCCCUACCGUUCGGGGGAUCAGAAGGAGAGGUAUGACGGUUGAGGCGUUGAAGCAGUUCAUGUUGGCGCAAGGGCCUAGUCAAGCUAUUGUGUCGCAUGAGUGGGACUCGAUCUGGGCGUUGAAUAAGAAGGUGAUCGACCCGAUUGCACCUAGGUUCUGGGCGGUCCUCAAGAACAAGCCAGUGCCGGUGACUAUCAAUGGUGGUCCUUCGACCCCAGAGGUUAAGACACUCCCCAAGCACAAGAAGAACCCUGACGUCGGCGAGAAGCAGACCGUCUACAGCUCUUCCCUCCUUUUGGAGCAGGAAGAUGUUCUGUCAUUUGACGACAAUGAGGAGGUCACUCUCAUGGACUGGGGCAACGCCAUCGUGCGCUCCAAGACCACCGACGCCUCCGGUGCCGUUACAUCCCUCACCAUGGACCUCAACCUCGCCGGCGACUUCCGCAAAACCAAAAAGAAAAUCACCUGGCUCUCCCAACCCACCUCCGAUUCUCCUCCCGAGCACCAGCUCACCCCAGCCGUUCUCAUCGAUUUCGACUACAUCAUCACGAAGAAGAAGCUUGAGGACGGAGACGAGGUCAAGGAUUUCGUCACGCCUGUCACUGAGUUCCGCGAGGAGGCGUGGGCGGAUCCGAAUGUGAGGUUGGUGAAGAAGGGAGAGGUGAUCCAAUUCGAGAGGAAGGGGUACUAUAUUAUGGAUGGUGUUGUGGAUGGCGUUUGGGAGUUUAUCCAUAUUCCGGAUGGAAGGGCGGCAGGUUUGGCCAGUAAGGCUGCGACGUCUGCAGCAGCAGCACCCGCGAAGACUCAGGCGGCUGUUGAGGAGAAGAAGGCGGAUAUCUUGGAGACGCCGGUGGAGACGAAGAUGUAUAAAAUGGAUAGGGUGUACGGACAGGAUAAGCCGGUCACUGAGGAGGCGACGAAGAUGUACAAGAUGAAGAACAUGUAUGAUGUGUAGAGAAGUGUGCUAGCGUACACGUUAGAGGAAGAACCAAAACUUGUUGUAUACAAUAUCAUGCUCGCACCAUCUCUGACCUUUUAGUAUGCUCUUGUGC
This is a messenger RNA of Stereum hirsutum FP-91666 SS1, 2404 nucleotides long. RefSeq names its product glutamate-tRNA ligase. Gene Ontology annotation, molecular function: ATP binding; glutamate-tRNA ligase activity. The transcript has 8 exons. Gene Ontology annotation, biological process: glutamyl-tRNA aminoacylation; translation. The record is from RefSeq and is a predicted model, not a curated record. Lineage: Eukaryota; Fungi; Basidiomycota; Agaricomycetes; Russulales; Stereaceae. Bases 10 to 2307 code for a protein of 765 amino acids. Gene Ontology annotation, cellular component: cytosol; cytoplasm; methionyl glutamyl tRNA synthetase complex.